Messenger RNA from Suillus subalutaceus, 1623 nucleotides. RefSeq lists its product as uncharacterized. The transcript is spliced from 6 exons. The record is from RefSeq and is a predicted model, not a curated record. The coding region runs from base 1 to 1623 and encodes 540 amino acids. Lineage: Eukaryota; Fungi; Basidiomycota; Agaricomycetes; Boletales; Suillaceae.
AUGCGGGAUGACUGGAAACUACUUGAGCAUGCACAUCGUUCAAAGUUAUCUACGACGAAAGCUGCUCGCAAGAGUAUUCUUGACGAGCAUGGAGUCCGAUACUCAGUUCUCAAUGAGCUGCCAGGUUGGCUACCGAUGCGCCGUUCACCGAUCGACUUUAUGCACAACUUUUACACGCUUGUCAAGCGUUUUCUAUUCGACAUUGUUACAACAGGACAUCUCCUCGAUAGCACGGGUUGGGACCUGUUUCAAGACUCCAUCAAUUCAGUUAUCUGGCCAUCGGGAAUUGGACGCCUUCCCAAAAAUCUUGCCGAUGAUCAUGGGCUCCCCAAGGCUGAUCAAUGGCGACGUCUCUCGAGCAUAUAUCCAUUCAUACUGUGGCUAUGUUGGCGAGAUCACCGUGACGAAAUUAAGGCCUCCGCACCACCAGUACCUGCAUCUGCGAAGCCCCAACCAACUUUCAAACGUGAUUUACGAACGAUAUACAAACUCGUUCUCUAUCUCUCGGUGUCUGAGCGGAUCCUCGCUAGCAAAGCAAUAUCAAUCAAUGAUAUAGAUCGAGGUCAAGCAUACUUACAACUCUAUUGUCAAGGUCUCGAGUCGCUCGGUGUCCAUCAAACAAUCAACAGUCAUCUCGCCAUGCAUUACUCCCUCGUCUUCCGCCAAUAUGGACCAGCAUAUGCAACGUGGCUCUUUGGCUUCGAACGCUUCAAUGGUGUCUUAGAGGACGUGAACCUCAAUGGACAUGGAGGUGGUGAAAUGGAAUACUCAUUAGCGCGUGAUUGGGUUGAAAAACAUCGACUUUAUGAACUCGCUAUUUCUUUACCCAAAGGGGCAUCCGACAAGGAACAUAAACUCGUCCAACAGGCCAUUGACCAAAAGGGUCUCGAUCGCGGCACAUUACGCACUCAAAUUGCUCAAUUUACAUCAGGUGAUUCUAUCUUGCCUCCACGGCUCACGUCGAAGACGAAACUCACCAGCUUACGGGGCCUUCAGCAUCCGCAGGUAUAUCAACUGCUUGUUGGAUUCUUGCAGCACAAGUUUCCCGACCUCAAUGUCGUUGACGAUAUGACAGCGGAGCUAGGCACUACUGUUCUCUUCGCUAGUCGGUCGGCAAAGGUUCUCCCCUUCAUUGUCAAGGAUGGCAUCCGAUUCGGGUCUGCAACUGCAACUCAAACAAAUGCUGACCAGUUUGCAGGUGUCUUGAUGCACGACACACGUGUCCCUUGCAAAAUCAUAUAUCAUUUUGAAAUACACCUUCCCGACCAAGUGUUCUACUGCUCCGCUGUUCAAAAGAUGGUAUCUGAUGAUAGAAUUCCCGUAAUGCCAUGGGAUCAUUUCGCAACUGAUCUUGGUGUGAACAUCGUUUACGAGAAUAUCUUUGGACCACUCGAGAUAAUCGCAUCAAGUCAACUCUCAUGUGCAGUAGCAAUCAUUCCCAUCACGACUGAUGUUCUUGCGGAAGAGAAGUCCUUGUGGGUAGUUCAGUCCUUUGACCGGGUGAGUCCUAAGAAAGAUCUAUUCUUAUUCCGAAACUCAUUUACCUCUAGACUGGGCUUGAAGCUGAUGACAACUGGUUGCGCGGUGAUUCAGACGAAGAUGGUGACAUUGCAAGCUAGGUAG